CCUCAGGCUCAUUACCCUGGCGUGAAGAGAAUGUUCAAGCCGCGACACAACUUCCAUCAGCAAAUAUGUGGAUGUCACUUGCUUUACUUGUGGGCUCUGCCAUUUCCGCCACAGCAUGCGAAAUUCCUGGGGGCACCCUGUCCAACACCAUCACCGAGGGCUUUUCACUUCAAGUACAGAAUGCAUCGUUCCCGGAUAUCCACAACCACUUUUUGAACAUAUGGGAUUGGGGCGGCGGGGAUCAACAUCUGUUUCUCAGCCCUGCUGGCAACGCAACGAGCGAGCUGACGCUCAUUGACGGGGUUAUCACUCUGCCCUGGGACCCGCCACGUCGAGCGUGCAUUAACGGAGAGUACGAGGUCAAGGACAACACGACCAAAGUGUUCAUGACUGAACGCGGCGACCCUCGUGCCGUCUUUGAUGUCAUCUAUGGCUGCAACCCCGACACCGACGCCUUGCAGACUGAACUGCGUUUCAAAUCUCGGGAUACGUCGGAGUACGGGGGCAACAUUGGCACCAGACCGUUCAACGGCAUGUACGACUUCCGAUGGACGCCUGCGGGAACAACGGCGUAUGACCCGGACCGUCCUUUCACAAGGGUCACUCUAGUGGUCAUUUCUUCCGUGUAGGACGCUUCAGAUUGCCGUCGCCAGCACUAACGUGCUGCGUUUUGUAUUCACGAAGUUUGCAACAAACCGGCUUGCUACUGUAUCACCGCUGUUCUUGUGUACUGGGUUGUUGUGCCAUUGACAUGGCUCACUUAAAGAUAACAUUUGUGAUAUAGCACAAAGCUCCCCAAAACAGCUAUGUUGAGCUUGAAGACUUUCAGGUGACUGACGUAUGGUCUCUGGCUGCACUUCAAUAUAGCCGCAUAACCUUGGCGAUGGAAAAUGUAGAAAAAAAAACAUGUCGAUCGAAUACUAUCAGAUAAAUCGUCCACGGCUGUAGCUACCGGGUGAACAGCAGUGAACAAGCCUUCUAACUAUGAAGUUUUCUCCACUGCCCGAACAACAUCGAUUUUUGUACUGUUUUUGGCGUAGAAAUCUGCACAUAGUGAGGUACCGAGUCAGGCAGCGCUUGACAGCACCCACAAAGUCUCGACGACAGUGUUCCCAAAUUGUUCCUAGC
Messenger RNA from Pseudomassariella vexata, 1128 nucleotides. RefSeq lists its product as uncharacterized. The transcript has 3 exons. The record is from RefSeq and is a predicted model, not a curated record. Bases 66 to 629 code for a protein of 187 amino acids. Lineage: Eukaryota; Fungi; Ascomycota; Sordariomycetes; Amphisphaeriales; Pseudomassariaceae.